Telopea speciosissima is the source of this 1387-nucleotide messenger RNA. Its product is annotated as stearoyl-[acyl-carrier-protein] 9-desaturase 6, chloroplastic-like. The coding region runs from base 59 to 1252 and encodes 397 amino acids. The transcript has 6 exons. The record is from RefSeq and is a predicted model, not a curated record. Gene Ontology annotation, molecular function: DNA-binding transcription factor activity, RNA polymerase II-specific; stearoyl-[ACP] desaturase activity; RNA polymerase II cis-regulatory region sequence-specific DNA binding. Gene Ontology annotation, cellular component: nucleus; chloroplast stroma. Lineage: Eukaryota; Viridiplantae; Streptophyta; Magnoliopsida; Proteales; Proteaceae. Gene Ontology annotation, biological process: fatty acid metabolic process; regulation of DNA-templated transcription.
UUCCAACACUCUUUGCCACGCACAAAACCAUUCCUUCCUCAGAAACAACCGAAACCAGAUGCAUUAUAAUUUCAAACUCCGGCGACAAUCAAUGUUGGCCAAAGUGGCGCCACCUCAAUCGCGGCCAGCACCACCAGGUCCGUCCAUUACGCACUCAAUGCCACCAGAGAAGAAAGAGGUGUUCAAGUCACUUAGUGGGUGGGCGGAGGAAACGAUCCUUCCGAUGCUAAAACCGGUGGAACAAAGUUGGCAGCCGCAUGAUUUCUUGCCCAACUCUUCCUUGUCGUCAGAUUCAUUCCUCGAGCAGGUGAAGGAGUUACGUGAACGGACGUCAGAAUUACCGGACGAGUAUUUGGUGGUGUUGGUGGGUGACAUGAUCACCGAAGAGGCUCUGCCCACGUACCAGUCUUUUGUGAACCGGCUUGACGGGGUUAAUGACCAGACCGGAGCGAGCCUAGACCCUUGGGCUGUCUGGAACCGUGGUUGGACUGCAGAAGAGAACCGGCAUGGCGAUUUGCUCAACACAUAUUUGUACCUUUCCGGACGCGUCAAUAUGCCUAUGAUCCAACGUACUAUCCAGUAUCUUAUUGCCGGCGGCAUGGACACAGGAACAGAGAACAAUCCGUACUUGGGAUUUGUCUACACGUCCUUCCAAGAGCGGGCAACGGCCAUAGCACAUGGCAACACAGCCCGCUUGGCGAAGAAGCAUGGAGAUCCUGUGUUGGCACGUAUCUGCGGUACGAUCGCUGCAGACGAGAAGAGGCAUGAGAAAGCGUACAUAAAGAUGGUAGAGAAACUACUAGAGAUGGACCCCUCUGAUGCUAUUCUGGGGAUCGCCGAUAUGAUGCGCAAGAAGAUCACAAUGCCUGCCUACUUGAUGUACGAUGGUCAAGACCCGCGUCUGUUUAAUCACUUAGGUGCCGUCGCACAGAGAAUCGGUGUAUAUACAGUCUCGGACUAUGCAGACAUAUUGGAUUUCCUGGUCGGGCGGUGGAAGCUAGAGAAACUACAAGGCCUGAAUAGCGCUGGACGGGAAGCCCAAGAUUUCGUGUGUGGGUUGGGACCAAGGGUUCGAAAGUUAAACGAAAUAGCUCAAGAGCGGUCCCACAAAAUGAAGCCACAGGCCUUUCGUUUCAGUUGGAUCUUCAACAAGGAAACCUCAAGGAGUUCUAUCCUCAGAUUCCUUGUUACUGCCCUAAUAUGCUUGAAGAUGGAAACAACCAGAUUGAGUUUUUCGAUUUCCUUAAUGUAAACACGGACUCUAAUCGAAGUGAGGUGACAGAUAAUGCAAGAAAGGAUGAGGAAGAAGUAGAACAGAAAGGUAAGGAACAAGAGAACGAGCCUACGGCGAUCCCUUUCAUCGAUUUCAUGUCAAUUGGAAGCUCAU